CGCCGCUGUGACGGCACCCCCGUGUCACGACAACGCACGCCCGAAGUCGCCGCCGCGAGACACGACGCGACGCACGAACAACCGGCCAAAACAACACAGCCCCAUUCGACCGUCGCGCGACAGCAGUGACCGCGUUUGUGUGUGCUUGUGACGCCAGCGCCAUGUGACAGUGCCGCCGGGCGAGCGACGACAACAUGGUGCGCCGGGAUGACUUGGCCGCUCCUUUUACAGGUGCGGCAGGCUGACACCCCAAGCAUGGCGGUGCCGCUCGCGGUGCCAUGGGCCCUGGCGGCGCGAUGAGUCUCUCCCUGGCCCCGCUGCUGCCGCUGGCCCCGCUGCUGCUGCUGCUCCUGGCCUCGGCGCCGUGCUCCGCGGACUGCCCGUCCCUGGCCGAGAACCAGCUAUGCCCGUGCUACUCGUUCGAGGGCGCGCUCUUCCUCGAGUGCCAGGGCGCGUCGCUGGGCUCGCUGCGCGCGCUGCUGCAGCUCGUGUCGGAGCCCGUCAAGUCGCUGAGCGUGUACGAGCUGGACGCCGGCGUGACGGCGCUCACCGCGGACCUCUUCCCCCCGGGUGCCGUGGUGCGCAGCCUGCAGAUCUCCAACUCGAACCUGGAGGACCUGAGCGAGGACGUGUUCCUGGGGCUGCGCGCGCACCUCGUGUCGCUGAGCGUGGUGGCGGCGCGGCUGCAGCAGGUGCCGCGCAAGGCGCUGGCGGGGCUGUCCGAGCUGCGCCACCUGGACUUUGAGUCCAACCAGAUCGCCGACCUGCCCAGCUACUGCUUCCACGGCCUGCAGCUCACCAAGCUCAACCUCAAGGGCAACCUGCUGAACCGCACGUCCGAGUACUCGUUCGCCGGGCUGGAGGACACGCUCACGGACCUGGACCUGGCCGAGAACAAGCUGCGCACCUUCCCGAUGACGGCGCUGCGCCAGAUGGUGCGCCUGCAGAGCCUGCGCCUCGCGUGGAACGAGGUGACCGUCAUCCCGGACGACGGCCACUCCGAGCUGCGCGCGUUGCUGUUCGUGGACCUGAGCUCCAACAGCUUCGAGGAGCUGCCCGGCGAGGCGUUCCGCCCCAUGCCCGCCCUCAAGACCCUGACGCUGCACUACAACGCCAUCGGCACGGUGCACCGCGACGCGUUCCGCUCGCUGCGCGACCUCGAGUUCAUCGACCUGAGCCACAACAAGAUCGUGCUGCUGCACGCCGAGACCUUCCGCGCCAACAAGAAGCUGCGCUCCGUGGACCUGAGCCACAACCACGUGCACCACAUCGGCGGCGUGUUCGAGCAGCUGCCCGAGCUGCGGGAGCUGUUCCUGUCGGAGAACAACAUCCUGGAGGUGCCGGGCGACGCCUUCACGGACUCGUACAUGCUGACCGUGGUGUACCUGCAGCAGAACGCCAUCCGGCGGCUGGACGCGCGCGCGCUCACCACGCUGCCCAACCUGUCGCAGCUGCACCUCAGCAAGAACUACCUGUCGGCGGUGCCGCGCGACGCCCUGGCCCGCAGCGAGAAGCUCACGUCGCUCAGCCUGGACGACAACCGCAUCGCGCGCCUCGAGCCCGGCACGUUCACGCGCGCGCACGCGCUGCGGGAGCUGCGCCUGCAGAACAACAAGCUGACGGAGAUCCAGCUGGGCGUGUUCGAGCCGCUGCCGCACUUGCUGGAGCUGCACCUGCAGAACAACGCGCUGGCCAGCAUCGCGCCGGGCGCCUUCCGGUCGCUGCAGAGCCUGCAGCACGUCAACCUGCAGGGCAACAGCCUGGCCGCGCUGGGCGACGUGUUCCUGCACGACUCGCACUCCCUCGUGUCCGUGCAGCUGGACGCCAACACGCUCACGGCGCUGCACAAGGACAGCCUGCGCGGCCAGUCCAGCGUGCAGAUCAUGUGGCUGGGCCACAACCGCCUGACGCGUGUAGGCCGCGCGCUGUUCCGCGACCUGUCGCAGAUCCAGCGCGUGUACCUCACCAACAACAGCAUCUCGGCCAUCGAGGACGGCGCGUUCCAGCCCAUGAAGGCCCUGCGCUUCCUGGACCUCAGCCUGAACCGCCUGGCCAACGUGUCGACGCGCACCUUCGCCGACCUGGGUGACCUGGAGGAGCUGAACCUGGCCGGCAACGGGCUGCGGUCCAUCGAGACGGGCAGCUUCGCCACGCUGCGGAAGCUCAAGGCGCUGGACCUCUCGGACAACGCGCUGCCCGCCCUGGCGGAGGGCGUGUUCGACCAGGGGCUGCCGCUGGAGAUGCUCAACCUGCGCAACUGCUCGGUGCGGCGCGUGGACAAUGGCACGUUCGCGGGGCUGGGCAGCCUGCACGAGCUCAACCUGGAGGACAACCUGCUGGACGCGCGGGCGCUGCUGGACCUGCACGUGCCCACGCUCAUCGUGCUGCGCGCCUCCGGCAACGACCUGAGCGGCUUCCCGGCCAACGCGACCCACGGCCUGCCCAGCCUGGAGCAGCUGUUCCUGGACCGCUGCGGCGUGACGCAGCUGCCCGCCGGCUUCCUGGCCGAGAACCGGCGGCUGCGCCGCCUGGACCUGUCCGGCAACGCCAUCACCGGCCUGGACGCGGACCUGUUCGACGCGGUGGACAACCUGCGCGAGCUGCGGCUGCGCGGCAACCGGCUGGCCGCCGUGCCGUACGCCGCGCUGGCCAACAUGUCGAGCCUCGAGCUGCUGGACCUGUCCGGCAACCGGCUGACGGCGCUGGACGCCGGCAAGCUGGCCGAGCUGCACAACCUGCGCGACCUGGUGCUGCGCGACAACGCCAUCGCCGCCCUGGACGGCGCCUUCUCGGCCGCGCAGACGCGGCUGCAGCUGCUGGACCUCAGCGGCAACCAGCUGUCCGCCGUGCCCGCGCACUUCCUGCACGCCGCCGCGUCGCUGCGGCAGCUGGACCUGUCCGCCAACCGCUUCCUGCACCUGCCCGGCGAGGCCGUGUCGGAGCGCAACCUGCCGUCCCUGCAGUGGCUCAACCUGACGGCCAACCCGCUCACCAGCAUCCACGACCCCGCGCCUCCGGCCGGCAGCGCGCCCGUCCGCUUCCCCGCGCUGCAGGAGGUGCACAUCCGCGCCACCAACCUCACCCUCAUCACGUCCACGGACUUCGACGCCUUCCCCGCGCUGCUGCACGUCUUCCUGGGCCGCAACCGCAUCGCCAGGGUGUCCCCGGGCGCCUUCCGCUCCGUGCCCAAGCUGCUCACGCUGGACCUGAGCCACAACGUGCUGGAGAUGCUGCCGCAGGAGCGGCUGCAGGGCCUGCGCUUCCUGCGCGUGCUCAACCUCACCCACAACCACCUCAAGGACACGGACGAGUUCCCCGCCGACCUGCAGUCGCUGCAGAUCCUGGACCUGUCGCACAACGAGGUGACCCGCGUCACCAAGAAGACCUUCCGGCACCUGGACUCGCUGGAGGAGCUGCACAUGGCGGGUAACCACAUCGCCAGCGUGGCCAGCGACGCGUUCAAGCCGCUCAAGAAGCUGCGCACGCUGGACCUGAGUCAGAACUACCUGGAGAACCUGCCGCUGAACGCGCUGCGCCCGCUGGAGACGCAGAUUCGCAGCCUGCGCACUGAAGACAACCCGCUGCACUGCGGCUGCCAGCAGUGGGAGCUGUGGCAGUGGUUCCAGGACCACCAGAAGCUGUCGCAGCCCGAGCUGCGCUGCGAGUCCCCCAAGGAGCUGCGCGGCGCCGUGUUCCUGGACCUGCAGCCGCCCAAGUUCUGCGGCGCGCAGCUGGUGGUGGCGCUCGCCAUCCAGGACAUCCAGCCCGACUCUGUGCUCGUGUCGUGGCAGGGCGCCACCGGGCCGCUGCGGGGCUACCGCGUGGCCUACCACAAGCUGGACCACGACGACAAGGUGCGCGGCCGCAUGCUGGGCAGGGAGGCGCGCAGCACGCGGCUCAGCUCGCUGGACCCCAACACGCGCUACCUCAUCUGCGUGCUGGCCGUGGCUGGCUGGGCCUCGGACCCCGCGGCCCCAGCCUCCACCCCCGACGCGGCCGCGGCCAACGCCACGAGGAUCAUCAGCGACGCGGACGCGCAGGACGGGCGCGUGGAGGGCCGCAGUGCGAGCGCGCUGCAGCUGGUGGACUCGCAGACGUCGCGCUGCGCCGAGGUCCGCACCCUGGACGGCGGCGACCCCACCGGCGCGUCCACCGGCUCCUUCCUCACGCGCCGGCUGGGGCUCAUCGUGGGCUCCUGCAUGGGCUGCGUCGUCUUCCUCAUCCUCAUCGCCACGCUCUCCUACACCAAGAUCCGACAGGGCGCGAAGCGCGCGCAGCAGGAGAGCAGCCUGUCCAUGUCGUGCCACCCCGUGGCGCUCUACACGUCCCACGAGGACGGCGUGUUCGCGCAGCCGCUGUCGCUAAACUCGUAGCGGUGGGACGUGUUCUCCCAGCCGGGCUUCCCCGCGCAGGCCGUCGCCAGCUCCACGCUCGGCCUCGGCCCCGCGCAGCCGCAGGGCCCGCAGGCCUCCACGCCGACGGCCUCGUCCUCGGCGCAGAGGUCGCCGCGGAUCCUGACCCCCAUGUCCAGGGGAGCCCGGUCUUUCAGCGACUCCAGCAGCCAGCAGGGCCAGCAGGGCCAGCAGGGCCAGCA
Molecule: messenger RNA, 4594 nt
Organism: Thrips palmi
Lineage: Eukaryota; Metazoa; Arthropoda; Insecta; Thysanoptera; Thripidae
Product: protein artichoke
Exons: 6
Coding region: 279-4373 (1364 amino acids)
Molecular function (GO): protein binding
Source: RefSeq, a predicted model, not a curated record